This is a messenger RNA of Ficedula albicollis (Collared flycatcher), 5256 nucleotides long. It is a transcript of the gene CBFA2T2, whose product is annotated as CBFA2/RUNX1 translocation partner 2. Gene Ontology annotation, biological process: negative regulation of DNA-templated transcription; DNA-templated transcription. Gene Ontology annotation, molecular function: transcription corepressor activity. The transcript has 11 exons. Lineage: Eukaryota; Metazoa; Chordata; Aves; Passeriformes; Muscicapidae. The record is from RefSeq and is a predicted model, not a curated record. Gene Ontology annotation, cellular component: nucleus.
UUGGAGAGCCCUGGCACCUGGCUCCUCACCUUCGUUUUGUCAGCCCUGAAGAAAAGGCCCCACAGAAGGCGCUCGGUUGCUGGUGAGAAGAGGGUGCCAGUGAUGCCCGGGUCGCCCGUGGAAGUGAAGAUCCAGUCCAGGUCCUCUCCUCCCAACAUGCCGCCGCUGCCCCCCGUCAACGCCGGCGGCCCCCGGCCCGUGUCCUUCACUCCGGCCGCACUGCCCAAUGGAAUAAACCAUUCCCCACCAACACUGAACGGGGCCCCAUCCCCACCCCAGAGGUUCAGCAACGGCCCUUCCUCAUCCUCCUCCUCCUCCCUGACCAACCAGCAGCUCCCAGCCACGUGUGGGGCCCGGCAGCUCAGCAAGCUGAAGCGCUUCCUCACCACCCUGCAGCAGUUUGGGAAUGACAUUUCACCCGAGAUUGGGGAGAAGGUCCGCACCCUCGUUCUGGCACUCGUGAAUUCGACGGUGACAAUCGAGGAAUUUCACUGCAAGCUGCAAGAGGCGACCAACUUCCCCCUCCGGCCGUUUGUGAUCCCCUUCCUGAAGGCCAACCUGCCUCUGCUGCAGCGGGAGCUGCUGCACUGUGCCCGCGCUGCCAAGCAAACGCCCUCCCAGUACCUGGCACAGCACGAGCACAUCCUGCUCAACACCAGCACCACGUCCCCCGCUGACUCCUCCGAGCUGCUCAUCGAGGUCAACGGCAAUGGCAAGAGGCACAGUCCAGACAGGAGGGAAGACAGCAGCUUUGAGAGGGAGCCACUGCCGACAGAGCCUCCUGCCAAGAGGGUUUGCACCAUCAGCCCCGCGCCCCGGCACAGCCCUGCCCUCACCAUCCCCCUGAUGAACCCCAGCGGGCAGUUCCACCCCACCCCACCACCCCUCCAGCACUACACCUUGGAAGAUAUUGCCACCUCCCACCUCUACAGGGACCCCAGCAAGAUGUUGGAGCACAGAGAGAUCCGGGACAGGCACAGCGGGCUUGGAUUGAAUGGGGGCUACCAGGACGAGCUGGUGGAUCACCGCCUGACGGAGCGGGAGUGGGCGGAUGAGUGGAAGCAUCUCGAUCACGCCCUGAACUGCAUCAUGGAGAUGGUGGAGAAGACGCGGCGCUCCAUGGCGGUGCUGCGGCGCUGCCAGGAGGCCGACAGGGAGGAGCUCAACUACUGGAAGCGGCGCUGCUCCGAGACGGCCGAGCCGCGCAAGGCGGGCGCCGAGCUGCUGAGCCGCCAGCACAGCCCCGCCAGCGCCGACUCGGGCAGCGCAGAUUCCCUGCGGGAGUUCAGCAGCAGGUCAGGACCUGGCUACGUCACGGAGGAGAUCUGGAAAAAAGCCGGUGAGUGUUUGCGGUGACCCCGGCGGGGAUCGAUGUCGGAGGUGCAGAAGGCGGUGGCCGAGGCGGAGCAGAAGGCGUUCGAGAUGAUCGCGUCGGAGCGCGCGCGCAUGGAGCAGACCAUCGCCGACGCCAAGCGCCAGGCCACCGAGGACGCCUUCCUCGUCAUCAACGAGCAGGAGGAGUCCACCGAGAGCUGCUGGAACUGCGGCCGCAAGGCCAGCGAGACGUGCAGCGGCUGCAACAUCGCCCGGUACUGCGGCUCCUUCUGCCAGCACAAGGACUGGGAGAGGCACCACCGCAUCUGUGGGCAGAGCCUGCACGGCCAGAGCAAGCCCCUGGCCCUGCCCACGGGCAGGGUGGCAGCAGCAGCCAAGAGCCUCGAUGGCAUCCCCAGCCCGGCCCUGGAGAAGGGCUCGGCCACCACCUCGCGCUCCUCCACGCCGGCGUCCGUGACAGCCAUCGACACCAACGGACUCUAGGGGGGUUUGCUUCACUCCACUGGAUCAGUUCCCUGGGCUUUUUUAAGCUGAAAACCUCCCCCUGCAGCAACUGUUACCACUUGACGUAUUUGGCACAUCCCCUCGGAGCGCUGACACUCCGGCUUUGCCCUCUCAUCCUGCCUUUUCCUCUGUGGCUCGUGAACGGGGGUGAGCCGAGCCUGCAGCAUCUCUCUGCUCCUCUCAGGGGGACACACCAGAGCAGCAUCAGGACCUGGGGGACACUGGGCACCUGCUUGGGGGACCUGGACUGUGGGGAGAGCGCUGGCACACGCCGGAGAUGCUGAGAGUGUGGUGCCCAAGCAGGGAGCCCUGUCCCUGUGGCAUGCUCAGGCUGGCUUCCCAAGGUGGCAGAGCCACCACUGCCUCCUCCUGCCACCUUGCCUCCAUGCUAUCCAGUGUUUUGUCCCUGCUCCCAGACAGCUGUGCCUCAGGUGGCCCUGUGGGCCAGUUGUUGCUGUGAACAGACCAGAGCCAAUUUCUCAGCGGGAGCAUCUCAUCCUGUGUGCAAUGGCAAAAGCUGAGCCCACUUCUGCCUCCAGGCUGGCAGCUGAGGGUUGCAGAGGGGGAGGAGAGGAUUUGUUUGCUCUAAAGCAAGUGGCAGUGGCAGGAGGUACUGCUGGAUGGCUGGAUUUCAUCCCUGUCUGUGGUGAGACAGACAGUUGGGUGUUUGUGCUGGGCGAACACGUGCAGAGCAGAUCUGGGCUGGGUGCAGGUGCCCUUUCCACCUGGGGGCCGUUGUUUUGGUUUUUCACUGCCUGGAAGCUGCUGCUUUGGGAGUUCCUGCUGUUGUUUUUGAGCCCAGGGAUCCUCACUGGUGUGAGGGGCUGUUUACAGCCUGUACUCUCCACACUCAUCAGCCACACCAGUAAAAGAAAGGCAGGACUGGGUGUCCUGUGGCAAUUCUUAUCCCCAGCUCCAGGGGGUUCCUGCAGUGCUGCAUCCAGAGAUGCCCAGGGAUGGUGUCCCAAAAGCAGGGUUCAGAGCCAGGUCCCGUGGGGAUGGGGCCAGCCUGGGGAGAUCUGUCCAUGGCAGAGUCCCUGCUGUGGUGUGAGGGGGGGCCUGGAGGGGCUCAGGCCAUGCAGGCUGUGACAGCAGGGCUGUCACACAGGCUGGCAGUGGCACUGCCCGUGGGAGGGAGGGCAUGUGCCCUCCAGGAGCUGCUCCCAACUCGCACAGCCACACACAGAGGCUCUGGAAAUCCAUCUCUGCAGCAGGGCUGUGCUUCCCUGACAGUGUGUGUGCCCCUGCUGGGCUGGAGCCCAAUGAGGUGGGUAAUUCCCAGGUUCUUUGGGAUCACUUUUUCGAUUGGAGGUGAAUAAUGGAGCUGUAAUGAGUCCUCACAGUGCUCCAGGGUGAGCAGGGGACUGCUCCAGCCCUGCCCCUUGGGAAAGCUGCUUGGGAAGCUGCUGCUGUGGGAUAGGGCUGCUGAGCUCUAAAAACUGUCUGCAAGGUUUUAAUAAAAAAGCCACGAGGUCUCCUGGUGUUGAGGACAGCUCCAGUGGCCCUGGGGGUGUCUCCCCUGCGUCCCCAGGAGUGGGUGCUGGGGCCCAGCACAGGCUUUGGGGCAGCUCCCAGUGGGGGUGGCACUGGAGCCACCCUGCCCCAGGGGGACAGGGACACCUUUGGAACAGCCUCAGGUCAAUCCCCCCGUGGUUGUGAGGUCCCCUCCUCACCUGCAGCCCCAGCCUCAUGCUGUGUGGGGUGGGAAGGGAGGGCAGGGCAGGGCUGGGAAGAAUUGCUUGUAAAUAGAUUGUCUUCCAUAAUUCUCAUGCAACACUGAUGGCCGUGCAUUAAAAUUAACCCCAGUGUAAAUGAAUGAAAUACUAACAGUCAUGAUUAGAAUGAUUGCUUCUUUCUUUUUUGUUGGGUUUUUUUUUAAAAAGAUGGAAUGAUAAAUGUGAACUUGGGGUGUGGGGAGACAUUGGGUUGAGGUUUCUAAUUUUUUGGACAUUUAAUUCUGUAAUAGAAAUUUGUUACUUCAUUCCUGUGCAUAACUUAUUUAAUGUCCUGUAUAAAGGAACCCAAACUGUUACAGAUGUAUUUAGUUUGUUCUACUCAAAAGUAGUCAAUAAAAAGACUAUAUUCAUCCUCCAGCUCCCCCUUCUCUCUGGGAAGGGGCAGAGGUUUUCAGCAGUGCUCAGGCAGCUCUUGGGGUUUUUGGGGAAUGCUGCCACACCUUGGCCAGGGGACAUUUAGGGACAAAAAUUUCCUCCCCUGUGGUGGUGAUGCUGUGGGCAAAGCCUGGGAGCAAGAGCAGGCAGAGCUGCAGUUCAGCCCUAUCCUUAGUGAUUUCUUUGUGUUUAUAGUUCAGUGUGUUGUUUUCUGAGCAUUUUUAAAUGAUCUUUUUUUAUGUGAGCAGCCUGCCAGGGUCACAGCUGUCACAGCUGGCUCCCACUGCCAUCCCUGUCCCCCCAGGGAUGCCCCCUGCCCACACCUCGGCUUCAUCUGAGGAUUUUGUUCUCCAGGCUGCUGCAGACAUCAAUCCAGUGGGGAAGAAACCCAGAACAGGGGGGUAAACCCCCCAGGGGGCUGGGGAGGCAGCUCAGGAAUCCCAAACCCGUGCCUGCUGCAGCUCUGCCCCCCUGGCUGCCCCAGUGCCCCUGGCUGGUCCAUUCCUGCUGGCCCACGGUGCUGCUGUGGCUCCAGCACAUCCCCGAGUCCCUUGGCUGUCACUCCCAGGGGCAGGAAUGUGCCCCUGCACGGGGCUGAGCCACUUCUGCUGCCCCAGGGUCACAGCAGCUCCUGGCUGUGGCCAGGGAAAGCAGCAGGUAUUGAUAGUCAGGGAAAGGAGUGGGUGCUUGGAGGAUGGGAGCAGGGACAGGCUCUGCCACUCCAGCCCUGGCAGGGGCAUUUGUGCUCUGGGGCCUGAGCCUGCCCGGCUGGGCUGGCAGCAGCAGCUGCUGUUCCUCCCAGCCUGAUCCCAUCUCUGCAGGUUCCUCCUGGCAUCAGGUCACCCCUGGCACCCCAAACCCAGGCAGCUUCUGCUGGAGCAAAACAAGCACCCUAAAAGCCAGAGACCCCUCCUGUGCUGUCACCCCCUGACACCGUGUCAGACCUCCCAGCAGUGUCUGAGGGGUUCCCAGGGUGGAGCUGCACCCACCGCCCCUGCAGGCACACAUUGUACUGACUGCAGCCAGGGCCUGGGGGACAAACGCUCAAACUGAUGUUUCUGGUGCAGCAGCACCCACAGGGAUGGGAGAAGAGGUUGGGGGUGGCAGCAGGUCCCAGGUGACUGAGGACUGGGGGUGUUGGGGACAGGCAGGGACAAGAGGGUGGUGUUUCCCAUGCCAGGAGGGUGGCUGGUGUCCCUCCUGCCCCCUGUCCCCUCCCACUCUCUCCACACUGGCUGUGACAAUGCAUUUUUUCCCAGCUCAGCAGAGGAUCAGCUGCUCCAGCAGCACCAAGGAAACCCCCAGU